AUGGUAAUUAAUGGGACCUGCUUUACCCUCCAAGCUGCGGGCAUCAAAGCGAGGCUUUACCGUAGAACUAAUUCCCGAGAUCCUCCACAAUCCCCAUACUAUGACCCAACCAAAACUCAGAGUGAAAGGUUGCAUGGAGACUUACGACUUUUCUUGUCACGAGCCAAAUAUCUCUCCCUGAGGGCUAAUCGAAAAGCCGAGCCUGUUUCUGAGAUAUUUGAUGAGGGUCCAGUAUUUGAUCCUUCACGCUCCUCGACAUAUCAAGACAUUUCUUGCAGCUUGAGCGAGUCCAAGUCGCUACCUAAUGCUAAAUGUGAUCAUACUUCAGGAAAGAUAUGUCAAUACGGCGAGACUCAUACUGGUGGAACAUUCACAGGAGGUAAUGCGGCAAGGGAUACGGUUAGUUUGAUGUCAACAUCUGGCAAGCUCAUUUCAUUUCCUAAAAUCAUAAUUGGAUGUGGCCAUAAAAACGGAAGUCCGUGUAAUCAUUCAACUUCUGGUAUCAUCAUGCUUGGACCUGAUCGAAUUUCCCUCCUUUCUCAAAUGGGUCAAGUAGUAGCCAACAAAUUCUCAUACAGUAUGGUGCCUCAGUUCAUUCCUAAGAAGCCUAGUAAGCUGCAUUUUGGUGAUAGUGCAACUGUUAAGGGUCCUGGUGUCGUCUCGACCCCCUUGGCUCGUGAUCCCGAUAUGUACUUCUUAACUCUUGAAGGAAUCAGUUUAGGCCAGAAGAUUUGAAUUUGAAGAUCACAAAUUGACUUCAACUCCUAACGGCAGCAGUAUAAUCAUCGAUUCUACCUCGCCAGUGGGUGUCCUCCCCCCAAAGUAUUACUCCAAGCUGGAGUCUGAAGUUG
This is a messenger RNA of Punica granatum (pomegranate), 851 nucleotides long. NCBI's taxonomy places the organism in Eukaryota, Viridiplantae, Streptophyta, Magnoliopsida, Myrtales, Lythraceae. The record is from RefSeq and is a predicted model, not a curated record.